GUGCGAUGAUUUUUGCAAAAUGGGAUUUUUAUUUCCUAUUUGGGGCUGAAUAAGAAUUUGUCGGCCAACAAAUCAAUGUAUUGAUCAAUAAACUACGCCCAUAUUUGCACUUUGCACUUCAGCAAUUAUCUUUUUUUCCUGGCGUUAACCGUUCCUUCUUGAUGUAGGAAUGUAAACCCUAAACCCUACCAAACAAAUAUGAUCGCCAAAUUCAAAAACCACCAACGGUUCCUUUUCUCCACCUCCGCUUCCCGCCAAAUCUCCCCCCAUUUCAAAACCCAGCAAUCGACCAACGACUUCAUAAGCUCCCUCUGCAAGCAAAAGCAAUUCAAAGAAGCCCUAGACGCCUUCACCUCGCUCCAGCUCCAGUGCCCAAUUCGCCAGCUCCACCCCUCAACCUACACCAAUCUCUUCAUCGCUUGUUCUCAUCUCAGAUCUCUCCACCACGGCCGAAUGGUCCAUCGCCAUCUCGCAAUCUCCGAUCUUUACCCGGAUGUAAUACUCAACAAUCAUAUACUGAAUAUGUAUGGGAAAUGUGGGUCUUUGGCUGAUGCCCGUAAGCUGUUUGAUGAAAUGCUGGAUAGGAAUCUUGUUUCUUGGACCUCGAUGAUUUCUGGGUACACACAGAAUCAGAGGGAGAGUGAGGCUCUGGAGUUGUAUCUUGUUAUGAUUCGAUCUGGGCUGAACCCGGAUCAGUUUUGUUUGGGUAGUGUUGUGAGGUCUUGCUGGGGGUUGUGUAAUGUUGAGUUAGGAAGGCAGCUGCAUUGUCAGGUGGUGAAGUUGGAUUACGGGUCAGAGAGAAUUGUUCAGAAUGCGCUUGUCACUAUGUAUUCGAAGUUAGGGAGAGUUGGGGAUGCAUCUGUGGUGUUUGAGAGGAUCGGAGAAAGGGAUCUGACCUCGUGGGGUUCAAUCAUUGCUGGGUUUGCACAGCAGGGUUUUGAGUUGAAAGCCUUGUUGCUUUUUAAGGAAAUGGUUGGAUCUGGGAUUUUUGUUCCAAAUAACUACCAUUUUGGGAGUGUUUUCGGUGCCUGCGGUGGUAUUUCUCAUUUGGAAUUUGGGGAGCAGAUUCAUGGUUUGUGCAUGACUUUUGGUUUAGCGAGUGAUGAGGUUGUUGGGUGUUCAUUGAGUAAGAUGUAUGCUAGGCUUGGUAGGUUGGAUUGUGCAAAGAAAGCAUUUUGUCAAAUUCAAAGGCCUGAUUUAGUUUCUUGGAAUUCAAUUAUCAGCGCAUUUUCUGACAAAGGUUUUAUUAAUGAUGUAAUUUUCUUCUUUUCUGAGAUGAGGAGUCUUGGUUUAAAACCUGAUGAGAUCACUGUGCAGGGUUUGGUUCGUACUUGCGCAAUCUCUAGUUCCUUGACUCAGGGCCAGGUGGCCCAUUCCUAUGCUGUGAAGAUGGGUUAUUGCUCAGAUACUACUGUUUGUAACACUCUACUUGACAUGUACUCAAGGUGCUCAAACUUCUCUACUACUUUGAUUAUCUUUGAGGAGAUGAAUGCCAAUAGAGAUCUCGUCACUUGGAACACAAUUCUUUCUGCAUGUAUGCAACACCGACAACCAGAACAGGUGUUUAACUUGUACAAACUUAUGAGGAAUUCAAACGAGAUGGACCAUAUAACUAUAAGUAUUAUACUACGUGCUUGUGGGGAGUUAGCGUAUAUGCAAAUGGUGAAUCAGGUUCAUGCACAUGCCUUUAAAGUUGGUUUAAAGGAUGAUAUGAUGGUUAUUAAUUGUCUUAUUGAUACAUAUGCCAAAUGUGGAAGUUUGGAUGACGCCAGAAGAGUGUUUGAAUUUAUGGUCAGCAACCGUGAUGUGUUCUCAUGGAGCAGUUUGAUUGUUGGAUAUGCACAACUGGGACAUGGGGAGAAAGCACUAGAGCUCUUUACUCGUAUGAAAAUUUUAGGCAUUAAACCUAAUCAUGUCACCUUUGUUGGGGUUCUUACAGCCUGUAGUCGUGUUGGAUUAGUAGAUGAAGGGUUUCACUACUACAAAGUAAUGGAAACUGAGUAUGGGAUUGUUCCUACUAGAGAGCACUGCUCAUGUGUUAUUGAUUUGUUUGCUCGUGCUGGAAGGUUAGAAGAGGCUGAAAGAUUUAUGCACCAGAUGUCAUUUGAACCUGAUAUUAUAAUGUGGAAGACUCUGUUAUCAGCAUGCAGGUCGCACAAUAACAUGGAAAUUGCAAAGAGAGCUGCAGAAGGUAUUUUAAAGAUUGAUCCUUACAACUCUGCAGCUUAUGUUUUGCUAUGCAAUACUUUGGCUAGCUUUGGUUGUUGGGAUGGUGUUGCAAAAUUGAGGAGGUCAAUGAGAAGCAUUGGUGUGAGGAAAUCCAUUGGAAAGAGUUGGAUUGGGGUCAAGGAAGAGGUCAAAGUAUUUAUGUCAGAGGACAGGUCCCAUCUUGAAACAAAUGAUCUAUAUGUAAUUUUACAUGUUUUGUGUUUUGAGAUGGCAGAGUCUGGUUAUGAACCCAAAUCAUUUAGUUGGAAUGAAUGACUUGAAGCAGGCUAGAGUUAAUUAUUCACAACGCCAGCUUAUUCAGUGGCUUCUUGUGUUUGGAUGAAAGAUUAGAAGCAGGCUAGAGUUAUUAUUCAUAGCACCAACUUAUUCAGGGGCCAAUAGUUACGAAUGACAUGUUUUACUCAAAGAUGAGAUUCACACACAAGAAGAGGGUGAUGGGGAUCGAUGUGUUAGAAGAUGGAAACAAUACAGAGGAAAAGAUACAGUUCUCUAGCUGCAUGAAACUAACCAAAGGGUUCUCAUGUUUACAAUGCAAUAUCUUGGGUCAAUGUUCCUUGCCCAAGUAAGUGGUAAGAUAUUGGAUAUUGCCAUAUGCUAAUAUUAACAAGUUAUGCAUAAUGGUUCAUCUCUAUGGAUCUGCAUUGUAGCAUAAUGCCAUAACUAUGGAGGGUGGCUUUCGCUUUACUGACUGAUUUACUCAUGCUUGUUGGUUAUGAAAUCACAACCUCUGGUCGAAGAAGCUACUGAAUCAUCAUUUAUCGUGUUCUUCAUGUCCUUGGAGUUAUAAUUUAGUAAUACCUCUUAAUGCUGCCAUUCUACUGUCAGAAGGUAGUUGAAGCUAAAUAGCUUUAUAUUUUGCCAGCCAAAAGAAAGAAAUAUAUUGAAUAAUAGUUUGAAGGUUGAUCGUGGUUUUUCUUCAGAUAUUGGACGUAUGGAGAUGUAUGCUCUCUCUUUUGUUCAUCAAAAGUAACUCCGCUUCUCUGCAACUUAUACUCGCCGUCUGGGAUGCCAAACCUCCUUUCAAUGGGGACGCAACAGUGAAAUAGGG
Messenger RNA from Asparagus officinalis (garden asparagus), 3277 nucleotides. Its product is annotated as pentatricopeptide repeat-containing protein At3g53360, mitochondrial. Gene Ontology annotation, biological process: RNA modification. Gene Ontology annotation, molecular function: protein binding; RNA binding. The transcript has 4 exons. Bases 199 to 2484 code for a protein of 761 amino acids. The record is from RefSeq and is a predicted model, not a curated record. Lineage: Eukaryota; Viridiplantae; Streptophyta; Magnoliopsida; Asparagales; Asparagaceae.